GUCAAAAUAAAUUUGAAAAGAAAAUCAUUUGACCUUUGUGAAAGACAUGGAAAUCAAAACUAAUGCAAUAAGACUUUAUCUAUGUGCUGUAUUGGUUAUUAUUAUGACAACUGACCUUGUUGAUUCUGCCAGGAGGCAUAAAAAAAACCAAAGUAAAAGACAUGAUAAAAGACAAACGGGAUAUCUAGAAAUAUAUCCAAGUGAAAUUAAAGAGGAGUUUAAAAACUACGCUCGAUCGUAUUUGAACUCUAUUGUGCAACAAAUGACAAAGAGAGCCAAAACUAUUGAAAAACUCAAAAAGUCAAGUGUUCACAUCUGCGCAGAAGUAUGUCGACAUCGUUGCCUUCCGUCAUGUGAAUGGUCAUGCUGCAUAAAACGUAACAUCGAGGAACACAAGCAAGCACAUCUGAUAAGACACUUGGAUUCACAUCCAGCCCUACAAAGAAAAUCGAAUCUUGGAACAGAUUCUCAAAAUUCAACACAAACGAGUCGUGAAAGUAUAGAGAAAACCUUUGAAGACGGAACUGAGUGUAAUCCAAGCUGCAAACGUUUAUGUGUCCCUUCUUGUCGUUUUUCAUGUUGUCAACCUGUUCAAGUGAAGGGAGUAAUACUUCUUUGACAUUCAGUCUUGUUUAAAUCAGUCGCUCCCCAGCCAAAAAUUAUUUUAUUACGACGAACUUUCGACGAGUAGACUGUGGUCUUCGACAGGACUGAUUUACAACAUAACUUUACCUACAACUGAAACUUAUCCACAUUCAAAAAUGGAAAUGAAAGUAAUUGCUUAAUGUUAAUCAAGCCAUUGACUGACUCAAUUUAACAGUCACAAAAUCCAAACAUUAUUAUUAAAAGGAAAGUUACAGUA
This is a messenger RNA of Xenia sp. Carnegie-2017, 862 nucleotides long. RefSeq lists its product as uncharacterized. The coding region runs from base 47 to 619 and encodes 190 amino acids. The transcript is spliced from 4 exons. The record is from RefSeq and is a predicted model, not a curated record. Lineage: Eukaryota; Metazoa; Cnidaria; Anthozoa; Malacalcyonacea; Xeniidae.